AUGGGAGGAACCGACGUUCCCAUGGGACCGGUUAUGAAGCGCACGAAGAUCUCCAUAACGAGGGAAAAGCGUAUCCGAAACGAUGAUCCCGAUGGCCCCAUCACGUUCGAUGACGAGGACAUGGAAGGCAUUGCCCAACCACAUAAUGACGCACUGGUAAUCUCUAUCCUUGUCAAUAAUUUUAGAAUUAAACGUGUGCUGAUUGAUCCAGGUAGCUCGGCUAAUAUCAUCCGAUGGAGAGUCAUCGAACAGCUGGGACUACUAGAUCAGAUCGUGCCGGCCAUACGAGUCCUCAAUGGAUUCAACAUGGCAUGCGAAACGACUAAAUGCGAGAUCACUCUACCGAUCAGCAUGGCAGGAAUCACGCAGCAGACGAAAUUUUAUGUGACAGAAGGUGAUAUGGGAUAUAAUGCACUGCUGCGCAGACCAUGGAUUCAUCUCGUAAGAGCGGUUCCCUCGACUAUGCAUCAGAUGUUGAAAUUCCUGACCUCAGAAGGUAUCAAAACCAUCCGUGGUGAACAGCAGGCUGCAAAAGAAAUGUUCGCGGUUAAAGAAUCCGCUAAGACCAUAAAAGCUCCAGAUCGGGGUGAAGGGAAGAAUGUCAAAUAG
Lycium ferocissimum is the source of this 609-nucleotide messenger RNA. RefSeq lists its product as uncharacterized. The coding region runs from base 1 to 609 and encodes 202 amino acids. The record is from RefSeq and is a predicted model, not a curated record. NCBI's taxonomy places the organism in Eukaryota, Viridiplantae, Streptophyta, Magnoliopsida, Solanales, Solanaceae. The transcript has a single exon.